Dermacentor silvarum is the source of this 1354-nucleotide messenger RNA. RefSeq lists its product as uncharacterized. NCBI's taxonomy places the organism in Eukaryota, Metazoa, Arthropoda, Arachnida, Ixodida, Ixodidae. The transcript has 3 exons. The record is from RefSeq and is a predicted model, not a curated record. Bases 185 to 1339 code for a protein of 384 amino acids.
UAGGCUCCUGCUUUUUGCUGCUUUACCUCACAGGAAGCCAGCUACGAGUGUCUACAGUGAAUGUUGUAAACUAAAAGGCGUUUAACUGCCAAGUUCAUAUAGUAAAACUGUCAGGUAUCUUUCAGCUGCAUAAUCGGUAGCUGCUGCUUUUGAAAAAAAAAAUUCGCGACGAGAACACUCACUAAUGUAUAUGCCCGUUUCAGCGGCUGUUCUGUCCACUUAUGCUACCCAAAAGCAAGUAAGCCAGAGAUGCCAGAGAUCAGCAUCCCAGAUGCAGUGCUGCGUACCAGUUCGGCUGCCAAUGUGCAAAUACCAGCAAGUGAUGGAGGGUGCAUGGAGGCUGGACCAUCAUGCAUUCCAACUGGGGGUGGUAAGUAUUAUUUUUCUUCUUUUCUUCUUUCUGGGGUUUUAUGUGCCAAAACUAGUUCUGAUUAUGAGGCAUGCCGUAGUGGAGGGUUCCGGAUUAAUUUUGACCACCUGGGGUUCUUUAACAUGCACUGCAACACAAGCACAGAGAUGGUUUUUGCAUUAUUAUUAUUUUAAGCCCUUUAUUUACUGUUCUUUCGCCCUCACGGGUGGUACAGAUGUAAUCCUACAGAGAAGUUUGUCACGCAUUGCACCAGCACCAAUUGACGGGAAGGCACAAGCUCAGGCCAGAUUAUCGGGCAUCAGGAAAGGAGGUGGUGCUGCUGAAUGGAGCGAGGGACAGACAAAGCUGCUGCUAGAGUACUACUAUAAGUACUUCCCACCGAUUGGCCCAUUCAAGAAAUUUAAAAACAAGAAACAGGCUUUCAAGCAUAUCUCCAUGGAUGUUGAAGCUAUACUUGGCAUCAAGAAAACACCAGAGCAAUGUGAGCACCGUUACAAGACUGUGAUCAGACGUCGCAAGGCCGCCUCAGAGAACAACAACAGAUCUGGAGCAUCACCGAGCCCUGUGCCAUUCGAUGACGAGAUUCGCAAAAUAGAAACCAUUGACGACAGCAUUGAACCAGAAGUGCAAAGAGAUGCCUCGGGGGUUAUUUUCAAGGAAUCGCCAGAAUCUCCAAGGCUUGGUUCACCAAAUGCUGAGAGCAUUGAGAUAAGUGAAAGCCAGUCGCCAAAUGCUGAUGUAAUACCGCGUACAAGCACUGUACACCUGCAACCCAUGAAAUUGUUUUUUUUUUCUGAAAUGAAGGCUAAUAACGAAGAGCGAGAGUGUCGGAAAGCAGCCAGAGAUGCCGAGAAAGAAAACCGCAGAGCUCAACGGCAGGUAGAGCGACAGGCACUUAUUGAAGAAUGGAGCAAAAUGCACGAUGAGAAAAUGGAAAUUUUGCGUCAAGCCUUCGGUCUCCAGAAAUAAAAUAUUUCAUAUUCA